This is a messenger RNA of Amoebophrya sp. A120, 2399 nucleotides long. The record is from the annotation of a GenBank genome assembly. NCBI's taxonomy places the organism in Eukaryota, Dinophyceae, Syndiniales, Amoebophryaceae.
AUGAAACCGCUUUCCGUCCUGGGCGACGCAUUGCAAAAGUGCGGAACGGGCACAGCGAGCAACGGCUCCUUUCUCGGCGAUGGAUUCUGCACCGAAUCUGACGACUAUCAGAGUGCACACAGCUGCUUCUCACGACCCCAACCCCAUCGUUUGAAAGGCACGAGCAGCAACGGAAAGAAGCAAGGUCGCAAAUCAAGAUCAACGCUGUUGCGUUUAAUAUUCGCAUGAAGUUCUAAAUCUAUCUUGUUCCGCAGCUGCGCGUGCUCUUGCACACGGACCGUAGUUAUUGUUUGAGGUUGUUCCGAAAGUUGUCAUGCAGACACUGGUGCUUAAACCCAAAGAAAAGAUUAAGAUGUGGAUUUGGUAUUCUCAACAUUGACAUUCUGUGUGAAGAGGACAAAUGAAGGUGAGGAGGCCGCGUUGUGCACUCGGAUAGCGGCGACCUGUGCAAGCGGGCGAUCUGCGCAAAGCCGAACAGCGCGUUUCUCAAGCAAGAAGCGAAGCUGUACAAGGGCAAGUGCACCGACGGUUUUGUAUCCACUGCAAAUAGGUCGAUGUCCACGACAUUCAUUUACAAGCUCGUGAAGAUGCUUUCCGCGGAUGAUCACGCAAACAGAAACAUCUCCUAUCACUAUUUUGUACUUGCAGUAGCGGAGCAGGAGCAAAAGCAGCGGUCCGUUAUUUUGGACCUGCUGAGUAGAACAAGAGAUUGAUUUCUCGUGCAGAUAAUUCGGGAUUACAAAGACCGUCCAGGUGAAUCUGUGAUGCUGACGCUCCUGCCGGAUUCCAGCUUUCGUGGGGCAUGGAAAAUCUGCAUGGAAAACUACACUAGAAACAUCUGCACUCACCGAGAAAAAUCAGAUUAUAUGCUCACUGACGAAGUAAAAGAAUCUAUUUGCAAUGCAUAUGUUGGGCUCCGAGACGACUGGCAGUGCAUGUGCGGUGUAACCAUCCGGGAGAUGGUCAGCCAGGGCGGCGGCUCGGUGCAAAUCGACCGCAGUGCGACACUAUGCAUUGCAAAAGUAUCGUUCUAGUAAGUAGUAUUGCAAACUUUCCUCGCAGGGAAAUUGGAAUUUGUAUAUGCUGACGCACUUAACGUUAGGUCGAUUUGCAUUUGUAGUCGUCAUGCAUAAUUUUUGUCCUGGUCGUGAUUACUACCGUACGGGCACGAUAGAUACUUCUGCAAAAAUGGAUAGACGCCGGAAAGCCAGCACUGGCUGCACCUGAAGUGGCUGGAAAAGAAGUAUCCGCAGCGCGUUCAGUACUUGAAAAGUUCGAGCGAAAUAUGGCCCGCCCAGGUUUGUAAUCUCACCUGUAUAUCAAAAUAGAAACGCAGAUUUCGAUUUGUGUUUGUGAUGCAAGAAGUGCACAGUUGUGAUCUGGCCUGCUCUCACAGGAAUGAAUGCACAUGACAAUUUCGUCUGGAUCUAGAGCUGGAGUUGUCCCAAACCGCAUGAGAAUGGUGCGGCAAAAUUUGCAUUGCAAAAAGCGGAAGGGCAAGGGGAAGGACGCUGCUCUGUGUGUUUCUCAUGAUACUGAUGAUGCAAUAGAAAGUCAGGAAUUUGUUGCUAUCGUUUGAGAUUGCAGCACCUGAGCAGGUUAUACGAAGAUAACUGUGCCUCUUCCGCGGAGAAGGAGCGGCAGAUAUGCAAGAAGAAAAGAUUGUUUAGUGUAACCUUGUCAAGAUGUGCAAGAUGCAAAACCAAUAAAGCGGCUGGCUCUGUCAUGCUGGUCAUGCAUGACUGGCAGGCCCCAUGAUGAGAAGAUACCAAGCAUUGAAGUGCUUUUCUCGGACGUGCUACUUGCGCAUGAUACAAGAUUCUUUGCUGUCAUGCCGGACAGCUUUGUAAUGCUGUUCCUCCAAAACCAAAAUCAAAACGAAAGCAGUCAGAGUUACACUAUACACUCUUUUUUUCUUGGAUAGCAAGCCGACUACUACGAGUAUUUGUACCCCUGGAAUUGGGUCAAGAUAUUGCCGUGGUACUGGCUUUGAGACAUAUCAUAACGGAGUAGAACGCUGCUCGAGUAGGAGUUGUUGCACUGUCUCCUCCUGCGCUGGCGCAGAAAAUAAUCCACGCUCUCGUUGAUACACGAACCGUCAUUGUUGAAAAACAGUGUCGUGCGAUGAAGAAGUACAAGUACAUGCAAGAGCUUUAUUCCUUUUCCUCUUGUCCGCUCUGCGAGCCGAGCGAGAACUACAGAUCAAGCAUUGGCUGUGAGUUUCGUUAUUGGUCCACUGUCCUUGCGACUAAACCACAUUGGCAAGCGGAAAAAAAUAGAGACCCUGACGCUCUGAGACCCAAACCAGCGAAACACGACGGCAGCGUGGUUUUCUUGUGUUUAGAAUGACGAAAAAUAAAUACUCAUAGCAUCGUGAUUUCGAUUUCUCUUGUUUUUUG